This is a messenger RNA of Phalacrocorax carbo (great cormorant), 3909 nucleotides long. NCBI's taxonomy places the organism in Eukaryota, Metazoa, Chordata, Aves, Suliformes, Phalacrocoracidae. The record is from RefSeq and is a predicted model, not a curated record.
GCACUUAGACCUUGCACUGCGGGUGGUUCACUGGGCUGUAAACAAGUCGCGCUGAGAAGGUGGCUCUUGUCGAAGUCUCUGAAAACCACGGCAGCUGCUCUGAGGACCACACACUCUGCAGAGAGCCGGAGCCAUGCGUGUGGCCAUCAUCGGGGCUGGGGUGAUUGGCCUCUCCACUGCCCUGUGCAUCCAUGAGCAGUACCACAGCCUGGUGCCCUCCCUGGAGAUGGAGGUCUAUGCGGAUCGCUACACGCCCUGCACCACCAGCGACGGGGCGGCCGGCUUGUGGCAGCCCUACCUGAGCGACCACGGCAACCUGCAGGAGACGCUCUGGAAUAAAGAGACAUUUGAUUACCUCCUUGGGCACCUGGGCUCACCAGCAGCGAAGGAAAUGGGACUUUUCCUAAUUUCUGGCUACAACCUGUUUACGCAGCCGGUGCCGGAACCGCCUUGGAAGAACAUUGUCCUGGGAUUCAGAAACUUGACACCAAAAGAGCUUGAACUCUUCCCUGGUUACAGCUACGGCUGGUUCAACACGGCGCUGUUGCUGGAGUGCAGGAGCUAUCUCCCAUGGCUCACCAACAGGUUAACGCAGAGAGGAGUGAAGUUUUUCCAUAAGAAGGUUGAAUCUUUCCAGGAGAUGUUUGCCCAGGGUGUGGAUGUUGUAAUAAACUGCACUGGGGUGCGUGCGGGGGAGCUGCAGCCUGACCCGGAGCUACAGCCUGGCCGUGGCCAGGUCAUAAAGGUCCUGGCCCCGUGGGUGAAGCAUUUCAUCAUCACUCAUGACAUGGAAUCUGGUAUCUACAACUCGCCGUACAUCAUACCAGGGAGUGAGUUCACAGUCUUGGGAGGGAUCUGUCAGCAUGGCAACUGGAACGAAGAAAACAGCGCCCAGGAUCACAAAACCAUCUGGGAGAACUGCUGCAGGCUGCUCCCUGCUCUCCAGGAAGCAAAGAUCAUUCAAGAGUGGAGCGGCUUGAGACCAGCGCGCCCCUGGGUUCGCUUGGAGCGGGAGACUGUCCGCCACGGGCAUUUCCAGGCAGAGGUGAUACACAACUAUGGCCAUGGCGGGUUCGGGAUCACCAUCCACUGGGGCUGUGCCAUGGCUGCAUCCAGGCUUUUUGGGAGCAUCCUCCAGGAGAAGAAGCUGGCCAGGCCACCACAGCCCCGCUUGUGAGUUGCCUGCUCACCUGGGAGUAUCAUGACAGCAGUAGCUUAGAAAUCACAGCAGAAAGAUGUGAAUAACACAGUGAUACGCAUGGGCUGUUCAGCCCUCCCGCCAUCUCCAGCGCUGGUUCAUAGUCUCUCAUUUUCAGUUUGCUGCCAGUUCUGUCGCUGCCAUUUGCCAGGCGGCCGAGUUCCCUCCAGCCCGGCCUUGCUCAACCUACCUAAAGGAAGUGCUUUAAAAUAUGGACUAAUUAUCUGUGGCAAAGUGCACUUCUGUCCUGCGGAUCAGCCUGCAAAGGGCAGGCAGGGUUCAGCUGAAACCUUGACAGUCCUACAGUUCAUCUGCAUGACGGGACAGGAUCUGAAACUGAGCUGGUGCCACCUGAGGUCGUCACUGACUGCUCUGACACCCAGCAUGUAAUUAGAUUUGCAAGCUCCCCCCAGGAGGCAAAAGAUCCUUUAGCAGGAAGAAGCUCUGAAGCUCCCAGGGAAGAAACAACAGCUCUAAAAGCACGUGCUUCAGUUGCAAUAGCUUUUCUUAUGUUCAUGCCAGGCUAAAGCACGGGUCUGCAGCACCUGGUUAGUGUAUCUGGCAAUAGACAGCAGCAGUUGCCUAAAAUGGACUUUCCAAAUGAUGUUUUUAGCAACAAAAGCAACAUGUUCCAGCCCUGUGUACUUGCCAGACUCUAUAUAUAGCAGUGAGCAUACGCAAAAUAGCUGUUCUCGUCCCUAAAACUCCCACGGGCCCUUCAAUUUCUCAUUUGUUCCAGCCAUGAGCCAUGGCUGGAGCAGCAGCUCUGAGAGAGGAGCUGACUCAGGGUAGGUUGUGCCUCCCGAAGGAGUUGGGGACAGCUCCCAGGAGAGCAUGACUUUUUGAGGGUGUUCUGUGCCAUGGCUAGGCACCCUGUACACUGUUCUGAAGGUACAGUUUGGCCAAUUUUUCCAUGCCAUUUGUCUUUCCUGCUCUAAAAACCAUCACAGACAAGGUACUGAAUGGUCAAGGAGCAUUAGUCUCAAAUCCAAAAGCUAGCAGUUAUCCCAAGGCUGGCACACAGCGUCUGGCUCGCUCUCCUCUGCAGCUAAGCCAACUGUUUCUUACUCAUCUGUGAUGCAGCUUCUCCCGCCCUCUGACUCCAUGUGCCAGAAAUAGCUCAUCAACCUGAUUUGUGAUGUACCAGGCAGCUGCACCUAGUGAAUGAGAGAUGCUGCAGUGCAGCUGGGCUCGUUUUACCUCCUGGGCACCUGGAUUUAAAACAGUCCCAUGAAAAGUGCACGUUUCCUGGCCACAGCCUGGCACCAGCGUUGCCCCCAUUGAAGGACCCGUCUCCUGACAUGCUGCUUUGUUUUCACCAAGGAAAAGAAGAACUUGUGAAGGCUUUGUAGGAAGUGAUGAGCACUCCGUGCUGCUGGAGAUGGUCCAUGCACACGAGAUCUGAUGCCCCAUGAGCGCAUGUGAAACUGGUCUCAUUUUCAGUAGUGCUACGGAGGUUACCGUGCCAGCACAGCCGCGGCCCUGGGAGACCUUCCAGCAACCUUGUUUUCCACUGAAUGCUAUGUGACCAUUGUGUAGCUCUCCAGCUUAUGCACCCUGAGCUGUCAGAAAGCUCUGACGAGCUUUGCUGAGUGCAUCUGCUAGUUGUCUGCCCGGUUAGGAAAGCAAUAGCAGUUACUUUCACCAUGAGGGCCAGAAUUUCUCAGCAGCUGCUGCCCUGUCUCCUCCUCUUCCUCCCUUCCUUUUGUAAAGGUGCGGGAUGGUUGUGUUUGCCUCUGCUAUGACACCUGCAGUGCUGGCAAAGUGACACUGCAUGGGAAUUCUCACGCCUGUGGCACUCGCGUCCAAGGCAACAACUUGCUGUUGAAGGCACCAACGAGAGCAGGUACUGAAGUUCCUCUGACUGCGAUUUUGGCCUAACAUCGGUGCUUCUUACAUCCUUGCGAAGUAUAAAACACAUUAUGAUAGCCAUGGUCAUUUGUCCUUUCUGGCUGAGCACAGUCUCUUAGGCAGCCCUGUCCGGCUGCCACCGCAGCAGAGGUGCAGGAAACUCUCUUAGCUGCUAUGGAGUUAUGGCACAGGCUAGGGCAGACCAGUGGCCGUCCUCAGAAGGCAGCGGAGCGUGGGUGUGCAUUAGAGAGGCGGCUGUUGUCUGGUAGCUGAGGCACCUCUGCAGGGUGCUUAAAAAACAAAGGUAGACUGAGGAAAAUUAGGAGCUCCUGUCAUGUCCAGUCUGUCUGUCAAAAGGGUUUCCCACUUCAUCUGGCAGCUCACCUGACACACUGCAGCCACAUUCAGAGUGGUAUAAUCAAGAAACAGAUAGUAAAAAAUAAGACAAUAGCUGGGGAAAAUUUACCAUUGAUUAAUGCUAAACAUAAUGGUCUGUGAUACCACUUCAGCAGAAGCCAUUCAGUGAAAUAGCAUCCACCCGCUUUCACUUAUUCCAACUACGAGAUCUUAAGGACUAUAUUGUCCUCCCGUGGGCACUGCUGUAAAUCCAAAACCACUCAUCUGACUUCAGAAGAGCUGCACUGCAUUAGCAAGGGUGUAGCAAACCAUUGUAUAGCUUGCAAUAAGCAGCUGAUUCUUCUGAUCUUAGAUCCUGCAGGAGCAGCUGUCCUGUGAUCUCACACACCUCUUAGAAAACAAACAAAAAUGAUUAAUGUGUAAUUUUAUUUGCAGGCUAACUUUGCUUAUUUUCUAAAAGACCACAAUUUAAUAUGUGUGCACAAUAAAGGUAAUAUUCAAAU